Numida meleagris (helmeted guineafowl) is the source of this 3456-nucleotide messenger RNA. RefSeq lists its product as uncharacterized. Gene Ontology annotation, molecular function: structural molecule activity. Gene Ontology annotation, cellular component: plasma membrane; bicellular tight junction. Gene Ontology annotation, biological process: cell adhesion; bicellular tight junction assembly. Bases 127 to 1467 code for a protein of 446 amino acids. The record is from RefSeq and is a predicted model, not a curated record. The transcript has a single exon. Lineage: Eukaryota; Metazoa; Chordata; Aves; Galliformes; Numididae.
UGGCCCCUCUGACCCCACAGGGUUUCCCCGAUACCUUAUCCACCCACGCCCGCAUGCUUGGGAAACCGAGAUAACCUUGGGCCCUGCUAUCAUUCCCAGAGAUUAAGCCAGAGGGGGAGUGGUGCAAUGUCUGUCCUUGUGCUCUGUCUUUGUGCUGCUCUAUGCACAUGCCAGGGGACUCGGUGGGGGCGGUGUGCAUGUGUGAGGGGCUGCUGGGCUGGGGGCUGCCCCUGUCUGCUCCAAGCAGUACUGCCUCUGUUCUGUGGCAGCUCCGACCGGUUUGUGGGGCUCGGUGGGGAGGUGCCUCCUGCCCGAGGCCGAAUGGAGGGAUGGGAAGCACUUGUACGAUGCCAGGGAACAAACAAGAGGUGCUUGUGCCCUGCCGGCAUGGAGCCCAGCACGAGGCUGGCACGGGUCCAUGGAGGCAAGGUCAGGAGCUAUGGGGAGGAAACUGAGGCACAGAAGCACGGAGGCAUCCAUGCAGGUCAUGGAGAAGGAGGCGCUGGGAGUGAUGCUGGAGAAAUCCCCAUCCCGGAUGCCACUGUUGCCCUUCAGCACCCUGAGCUGGGCUCAACCCGGGCAUCUCCUGCCCGUGGGCAGAGUGCAGCCGUGCUCCUGCUCCUGGGUGGCCUGAUCCCAGCCCCCUGCGCCGUCCGUGGGAGCAGCGAUUGGUGUCAUGGCCGUGGGGAGAAAUGCGAGCGGAGGAAUCCUGGGAAACUGGUUCUACCCCUCCGUCCGGUGCUGGCGGGAUGGCAGGCGGCGGCAGAGCUCCUCCCUCGGCGAGGGCAUAUAACGCCCGGCAUGGUCCCGGCGGGCGGCACUGCGUGGCGGAGAGCGAUGGCCUCCAUGGGGCUGCAGGUGCUGGGCAUCGCCCUGUCCGUCAUCGGCUGGCUGGCGUCCAUCCUCUGCUGCGCGCUGCCCAUGUGGCGCGAGACCGCCUUCGUGGGCAACAACAUCGUGGUGGCUCAGAUCAUCUGGGAAGGGCUGUGGAUGAACUGCGUGGUGCAGAGCACGGGGCAGAUGCAGUGCCGGGUGUACGACUCCAUGCUGGCCCUGCCGCAGGACCUGCAGGCCGCCCGCGCACUGCUGGUGGUGGCCAUCGUGCUGGCCGUGCUGGGCACGCUGCUCGCCAUCGCCGGCGGCAAGUGCACCACCUGCGUGGAGGACGAGGCGGCCAAGGCCAAGGUGAUGAUCCUCUCCGGCAUCACCUUCAUCGUCGCCGGCAUCCUCAUCCUCAUCCCCGUCUGCUGGUCGGCCAACGCCAUCAUCCGGGAUUUCUACGACCCGCUGGUGGCUGACUCCCAGAAGCGGGAGCUGGGCUCGUCUCUCUACGUGGGCUGGGCGGCCUCCGCGCUGCUGCUGCUGGGGGGGGCCAUGCUGUGCUGCACCUGCCCGCCGCGCGGCGAGAAGCCCUACUCCGCCAAGUACAGCGCGGCGCGCUCGCUGCCGGCCAGCAACUACGUGUAGGGCCGCCGCUCCCUGCCAGACAGGGAUGCCCCGCGGGGAGCGGGUCUGGGGCCGGGGCGCCGCGGAGGGGAUGGAGCGAGGGGGGCAGACAGAGCCGCCUUUGUUCACCGGGAUUGGAGCUGGUUCUUUAAUCCUGCUGGGAUGGGAGCAGCAGGCUGCCGUCCUGGCUGCCUGCCCGGCAUCUCCUCAGCGGGGGUUGGGGGGUGCUGUGCCGGGACUCUGAAUGUGCCGGGUGCUGUCCCGCCGGUGACACGCGGCUCCGUGCGGCUCCGUCUUGUCCAAACAUCACUGCAGAGGAUGGGGAGAAUCCCCAGGAGAUGUCCCGAGGAGAUGUCUCCCCAGGAGAUGUCCCAUCCCGAGUCUGUCCCACGUGGCCAGAGGACGCGGUGGCUCAGUGACACGCAGCGUAAUCUCAAGGGGUGUUCGGUGCUCUUCCCUCUCCAUGCCCCCAGUUCUUACUUUGACCUACUUUUGGGGAUCUCGCCUAGCUGUACGCACUUGGGAUUUCUCUCGGCAGCUCGUCGGGGUGCGGGUAUCAUUAUCGUGGGAGUGGGAAGGCAGCGGCUGGGCUGGGAGAACCGGUCGGGGAGGCAGCACCGAGCUCUGCGCUGCGCUUCUCCCAUCCAUGGGGCAGGAGCUUCUCCCAUCCACGGGGGGCUUGUGGUACCCCUGGUGUGGCAGCACCUGACCCUGCGCCACAGCCAUCCCGCAUUAAAUGACAGUGCUGCACCCACUGUGCUCGUUGUCUUUAUCUGGUGGCCUCGGUGAUGGGGUGACCUGCAGGUUCCAAGCUACAGACCCCGUGUCUGGGGAACAUCAGCAUGAAACAUCCCAAAUCUGGAGGGACAGUCCCAGCCUCCCACCCUCUGCUCCUCAGCCCAGGCCCUACCACAGCCACGCUCCCUUCCUGGGCCACCUGGAGGAGUGGCAGCAGGUGGCUCAGCAGUGAGAUGCCUUUACAGCACUGGGGCUGCCCCACGCUAUCACAGGGCCCCGGGCAUUGGGGCCGUCACCCGACGCUGCUCCUGUCUGACCGGCUGUUCCGAGCAGGAAGGAGAGGCAGGCGCCAGCGGGACGUGGGGCGUUGGGAUGGGUUGGGAUGCCCCAGGGCUGCCUGGAAGCACCUCAGGGCUGGUGUGGGUGACAGCAGUGCUUUGCCUUUCUGCCUUCUAGCCUUGGAACUGUGCCACUGCACAUCCGGCAUGUGGCCAGCCCUGGGAACGUCCUUCAUGGGCACCUCAGGGCAUGCGGGGAUGGCACAUGGUGCCCAGUGUGGCGCAGAGGAUCUGGACCGUGAGGCUCCGGUGCUCACUGGGGACUUUGAGGGCUCCCAGCUCCAGAUGGGGAUGGAAGUGGACAACCCAAAUGUGUUGGGAAUGGUGGUGGAUGGUUUGCAACGGGAGAGCGAUGCUCUGGCUCCAUGCUGGGAUCCACAUGGUCACUGCCUGUUCCCAGUGAGGACACCCACUGUGACAGUGACACUUACUGGAGCACCUACCAGCCCGUGUCCCGCUAGCUGGGCAGCACCAGGGGUGGCUGCCCAUCAUCCCAGCCCUGGCUCCUUUCUUCUCCUGAGAGAGAAGGACAUUGUUAUCAGCCCUAACACUGAGCCCAGGCUUGGCCAGGUGCCUGCCACAGUGUGAUGCCAAUGGGUGAGAGGUACGAGGACAGAGCGGGAGCACAGCUGGGCAGGAGAGGCCACAGAAACCGAAACUGGGAGCAGGGAAACUGUGGUGAAACCUGGAACAGCUGCAGGGUGUGCCAGGCACAGCCGAUACCUGCUGCCACACCAGGGCCAUAAAAACUCGGCUGCUCCCAGUCGCCAAGUGUGGGUCCUGGCCCCUCAUAGGGUGCUGUGGGGUCUGCUCUAUGUGGGGCCAAGUGGUGACUUGAGAUGAGCCUACAGUCAUGGUGUGGUGCUGUGGUCAGUGCCCUGGAGUCCCCCAUCCCGGAGCAGCACCCUAUGUCUGCGGUGGCCCUGUCUCUAUA